Messenger RNA from Owenia fusiformis, 1270 nucleotides. NCBI's taxonomy places the organism in Eukaryota, Metazoa, Annelida, Polychaeta, Sabellida, Oweniidae. The record is from the annotation of a GenBank genome assembly.
AGAUGUUUGAAAAAGGUGCUGUAUUUUUUGGUGUUAUUCUUCUCGGAUUGUACCAUGACACGAAAGCACAGUGUGGUUUGGAUGUUAUAUAUAUAGCAGACUUUAGCGAAAGUAUAUCUGAUGCAUCCAGGCAAAUCCUUAAAGAUGGUGCCCAAAUGAUGGUCAACAGGUUGGAAGAAUACACUGGCAUUGGGGAACUGCAACAAAAUUCACUUUUUGGCGUGAUUCUGUUUGGAAAAACAGUGGUGAAGGCAGUUGAUUUACAAUACCACAGAACUAAAAUUGCCAUAGAUGCGCAAAUUGCCGCUAUAUCUACUGAUAAGUUGAACUCAAACACAAGAACGUAUCUUGCUCUACAAGAAGCUAAAAUCCAAUUUGAAACAUUUGGCAGGCCUAAUAAUAAAAAAUUUCUAUGUAUCGCCACUGAUGGUGCAACUUAUCCACAUCAUAAACAUGAGGAUACACUACUAAGGGCUCGAGAACUUUUGGCUGCUAAUAUACCAAUAAUUGUAGUUAGACUUCAAAAUGAUUUUGGAUCAGCUGCCACGGCCACACAGCAACAGAUGGAUACAGAGGUGGCGGUGAUGUCGAAUUAUAACCCAGCUCGGGUAUAUGAGUCAAAUCCAAUGACAUGGACACCAGCCUAUCUAACUCUUAUUAUAGAUCACAUUUUUGUUGGUUCAAACCCAGCUGGAAUAGACACAAGUUGUGGAGGUGGUGGAUGUAGUUGUGCUAAUGGAUAUACCUAUAUUGGAUCAAACUGCCUCAGAUGUGGCAAUCAGGUUGGCUGUGUGAAGAUUUAUGAUACAUUUGAAGCAACAUGGAGUCAAGCAGAGGCAAUAUGCCAGAUGGAGGGUGCACAUCUUGUUCGCUGGAACAAUGAUGCUUGCUAUAAUGAUAUUGAUCAAUUUAUCUCGAAUGCAGGAUAUAUUCAGAACAGAUACUUUUGGUCUUGUGCUGCAUAUGUGAAAUACUCUUUUGCAUGUGACCCUACAUGUUAUGAAUUUAUUAAUGAUACUACGGAAGGAACAGGUGGUAAAUCUUCGGGAGGAGGAAAAAGUGGUAAAUCUUUAGGAGGAGGAGAGGGUGGUAAAUCUUCGGGAGGAGGAAAAAGUAGUGGUAGCGGAACCUCUGGUGGCACAUAUUGCUACACACUGAAGUAUGAUGUCUCAAAUCAGCUCACAAGUACAUCAGCCAAAAAUUGUGGCACUACAAAGUUUUUCAUAUGUCAGAAAGGUUGUUACUAAGGUGAAAUCAGAGUCCAAUAAAG